AUGAAAAGAGCCGUGGAGUAUUACGACGAGAAAAACCCGAAAACGGAAAAACGGAGCCAUUCCUGGCAAGCCUUUCACAAUAAGUUCAGGCGUGUGACAAAUAAAAGAUAUAUCCCUCGUUUCAGGAAAUAUCUUGAGUCAGGUGGCACGAAAAAGCAGAAAUUAGACGAAAUUGAUGACGCAACAUACGAGUUUUUUAAAAAUGCACGUGAAAGUUUGUCGUUUGUACAUGACAUUGAUUUGAAGAGGCAAGCGUUAAAAAAAGCACGAGAGCUAGACGACCAAACAUUCUGUGUCAGCGACAAUUGGCUGAAUCUAUUUAAACAUCGUCACGGCAUCUGUUCAAGACACGUAACGAAACUCGUGACAAAACGAGAAACGGAAAACGCGGAUAACAUCAAUAAAUCUGCCGACGAUUUCGUUGUCAAAGUACAAAAAAUAAUACCAAAAUAUAAACCCGAAUUAGUGCUCAAUACUGAUCAGUCUGGUCUGCAGUUGGAAAUGCAUUCCAAUCAUACACUCUCCUUUGAAGCCGAGAAAAUUACCGUAGCAAAAGUUCGAUCUGUCCACAACACAACUCAUUCGUAUACCGUUCAGCCUCUCAUAUCAAUGGAAGGCAACUGUGUCGGUCCGAUUUUUCUCUGCUUGAAAGAACCAACCGGUCACUUGAGCGACCCAGUUAGAAAGAGUCUGUUUCAAGCAGACAAUGUAGUUGUAACGUGUUCAAAAUCGGGCAAGUUGAUUACCAGCCUCGUUGAGUGUUGGGUUGAUAAGGUGCUUCAACCCACAGUCAAAGACAAAAAAUGUCUUUUAUUAUCCGACUAUUGGGGAGGCGAAAGAGACGUUAAUCACUAUGAAAAAGUAAAAAAUUUAGAGCGUCUUGAAAUCCCCAAGAAAACGACUUCCAUGAUCCAACCACUAGACGUCUGUUACUUGUUAGAAAAAGUUGAUUUUCAUUUUGAAAAUUUUAAAGUUUGUACAUAG
Molecule: messenger RNA, 984 nt
Organism: Didymodactylos carnosus
Lineage: Eukaryota; Metazoa; Rotifera; Eurotatoria; Philodinida; Philodinidae
Source: the annotation of a GenBank genome assembly